UCAUUCUUUUCCUUGGAUUUUGCCUCUUUUUGAUCUCUUGGAGUUGUGAAUUUACAUUCCUCGUCUGAUGAAAUGCCCUCUCCUCUCUGUUUUGACUCCAUCCCCAUUUUCAAGAACUUGGGAUUUGAGACUGAAAUACGAUCAGAUUCCUCUCCAAAAGAGUGGAUUGAGGCUUGUUUGCUGCUCAAUUCUGGGGAUUGAUUUUCUUCAGCAUAUCCAAAGAAUUUUGGAAGCUCCUCAUCAGCUUUUUUGCUAUUUUUCUGAGUAGUUGGCUUUUUAUUUUCCUCCUGUUGCUUUUUCUCAAGUUUUCGGCUUUUUCUUGGAGAUACUUGGAGAUCUUCUUUAUCCGAGUUAACUGCAAUCUUUGGAAGCUCAGGAACUAUGCUUAUCCGAUGGGUUUCUUCAGCAUACUUCUUCUUUAGUUUUGAUAUUUCUUGGGGAUCAAUUAAAUUGUACUUUUCAUCCUCAUGAAAAAUCCAGGGAGAAUAGCUCCCAAUCAGAAUUAUUAGCAAUGAGAUAAAAAUCAGUUCUGUGUUUUAAUAUUUCUCCAGCUUUUAACUUCUCCUCAAUAAAUGAGUUUGAAACAUAAGCUGAGGGAGUAGUGGUAAUUUUACCUUUUAAGAAGUUACUUCCACUGAUUGCACCAAUCGCUAUCGAUUAAAUAGUAUGAAUCAGCUCAUUUAUGUUCAACGUAAUACCCUUCUAGACCUUUGCCUGGAUAACUUCAGAUGCUUCUUUUUGUCUAUUUCCCAAUAAUCUCCUCAUAGUUUUAGAUUCUCUUGUGAAAUCUCUAGUCAAGAGGCUCUCUCUUGGAAUGCUCUUAUUUUCAUAUCUCUCUAUUAUGACUUGGUUUAUUGCGAUUUCAAGCUUCUUGGAUCGUAUCGGAAUCUUCCUAGUUUUAUCCUCAAUUGUAUUAGAUCCUCUGUAUGAAGAAGGAGGAUUUUCAUCAUGAGAUUCCCUUGAGCCUCAGCAUGUAAGCACUUUCUCUAAAAAUCUUGC
Messenger RNA from Moneuplotes crassus, 999 nucleotides. Lineage: Eukaryota; Ciliophora; Spirotrichea; Euplotida; Euplotidae. The record is from the annotation of a GenBank genome assembly.